CGAUAUCUAAACCCUUGCUCGGGGAAGGCAAAAGAAACCCUAGCUCCGUCCGUUUCUCACGGUUAAAAUUAAAAAUAUUAGGGCAAAAAUUUCAAAAAAUUGCCAAAAAAUUAAUUGGGGGAAAUUGUGGAAUCUAUUAGGGUUUCGAAUGAGAUGGCUCGGAUUCAAGCCCUAAUUUACCAUUCGGGUUUAUGAUCGACUCAAUUUGUAGACGAAGGGAUUUUUUUUUUUGUUUUUUUCGCGGUUCAAUCAGUCGAGAUCUGAGAAAUGUUUAUAUGCAUGUACAAUGAUGGAACAUGAAAAUUGGGGGUUUCUGGAUUGGGAGUUUUCGUUUGGGGAAGUCGAUGGAAAAUAGCUUAGAAAACUCACAUGGUACUGAUAUACCGAAGAAAUCGAGAUCUUUGGAUCUCAAGAGUUUGUACGAAUCAAAGGUCUCCAAAGAGGUUCAGAAUAAGAGGUUGAAGAGAAAGGCCCGGGCAGAGGAUGGUGAUGGGCAGAAGAACGAGAGGAGAAAUAGGAAAAAAGUGUCCCUCAGUAAUUUUAGUAGUAUUUAUAGUAGGAGCAGGAAGAGUUUGGACGAAGUGUAUGAUGCUGGGCUAGGUUCAAGUGGGCAUGAUUCAAAGAAGGCCUUAAAGUCAGAGUCAAGAGACAAGUUAAAUAGCAGUAGUGAGUUUAACGAAGUUCCACUUAUUUUAGAUGAAAAUGUUAUGCACAUUCCUAAGCGUAAGAGGGGUGGUUUUGUUAGGAGAAAGAAAUCUCUUGAUGGUCAGAUUUUGAAACCAUCUGGGCAAUUGGAUGCUAAAGCUGGGUCAUUGGAUGAUAAAGCUGGUACUGUGGAUCAGAUUGCUAAAUCUAGUGUCAAAGAUUCAAGUGAUCAGGUGGAAUGCUGUAAGACUAAUAGAAAGCUUGCAUUCAAAGAUUUAAAGGAGAAAGAGCAGAAGGAGUUGAGCUCAGCUCAGCAUCUGAAGAAGGAAGAUGGGCAGGCUGACCAGUUGACUAGAGAAAAUGAAUUAAAUCCUGCUUCGUGUUUGAAGGAGGAAGGUGAGCAUAUUGAUCAUUCAGUUGUAAAGCCUGUAAGUCCGUCAUCCAAAAAAUCUCAAAAGAAUGUCAGGAAAAGAAAGAUUUCUGGAUCCAGGAGCAAAAGUAAUUCAAAGGAGGGUGAGGCAUCCAUAUCACCAUCUACUAAGCGGCGUGAUGGCUUCCCAGAAGAUGAUGAAGAGAAUCUUGAGGAGAAUGCUGCGAGAAUGUUAUCAUCAAGAUUUGAUCCAAAUUGUACUGGGUUUUCGUCAAACACGAAGGGCUCUUUGCCGCCAACAAAUGGGUUAUCCUUUUUGUUGUCUUCUGGACAUGAUAAUGUUAGUCGUAUUUUUAAGCCUGGUUUGGAAUCUGCAUCAGUUGAUGCUGCUGGAAGAGUAUUGAGGCCUAGGAAGCAAAGGAAAGAAAAAAAAAGUUCACGGAAAAGACGCCAUUUUUAUGAAAUUUUAUUUGGGGACUUGGAUGCAGCCUGGGUAUUGAACAGGAGGAUCAAAGUCUUUUGGCCUUUGGACCAAAUCUGGUACUACGGGCUCGUGAAUGACUAUGAUAAAGAAAGGAAGCUUCAUCAUGUUAAAUAUGAUGACCGUGAUGAAGAAUGGAUUGAUCUUCAAAACGAAAGGUUCAAACUGUUGCUGCUUCCUAGUGAAGUUCCUGGUAGGGAAGAACGUAGGAAGUCAGCAGUGGGAAAUGAUCUUGCUAAUGAGAAAGGGAGAUCAAGGUCCAGGAAAGGAAAAGAAACCGAUGCUGUGAUUUUGGAGGAUGAUUGCAAUACUAGUAGCUAUAUGGAUUCCGAGCCAAUCAUCUCUUGGUUGGCUCGAUCUACUAACCGCAACAAAUCGUCUCCCUCUCAUAAUUCAAAGAGGCAGAAAACUUCCAGCUUAUCUUCAAAAUCAGGGUCCCAGGCAAAUGAAAACCCAGCAAAUUUACUUGUUAAAUCUUCAGGAUUGGCAGAAAGAUUAGCAGAUGUGGAUGGACAAGAGAAAUCUGCUUCGGAAACAACCACUUGUUCUACGACACGCAAACUUCCGAUUGUAUAUUUUAGGAAAAGGUUCCGCAACAUAGGCACUGAAAUUCCCCAUAAGCGCGAAACAGAUUUUGCUUCUAGAAGAACUCAUGCUUCUCUUGCCUUUUCUUUUUCUAAUGUUGAAAUUGAUGAUGUGGAAGAACCAGAUAUUUCUCCCAGAAGGUCAGAAGCGCAUAGGUUACUAUGGUGUGUUGAUGAUGCUGGGUUAUUACAGUUGGCUAUUCCAUUGAUGGAAGUGGGGCAGCUCAGGUUUGAGCUAAGCAUUCCGGAAUAUUCAUUCUGGAAUGUCACUUCUAGUGCCGAGACUUUUUGGUUAUUCCAUUUGGCAAUGCUCAUCCAACAUGGUACAUUGACCUUACUAUGGCCAAAGGUUCAAUUAGAGAUGUUAUUUGUAGAUAAUGUGGUUGGGUUGAGAUUUCUUCUGUUCGAAGGUUGCUUGAUGCAGGCAGUGGCUUUCAUUUUCCUGGUCCUGAAAUUGUUUCAGUCACCUGGUAAACAGGGAAGGUAUGCUGAUUUUCAAUUUCCCAUCACCUCCAUCAGGUUCAAAUUCUCAUGCCUUCAGGAUAUAGGAAAGCAGCUUGUGUUUGCGUUCUAUAACUUCUCAGAAUUAAAAAAUUCUAAGUGGGUUCACCUAGACAGGCUGAAGAAGUAUUGCUUAAUUUCUAAGCAGCUUCCAUUAACCGAAUGCACCUACGAUAAUAUCAAAAAGCUUCAAAAUAGCAAAACUCAGUUCCGUGCAUCUCCAUUUUGUGGCCGGUCUUCCUCUGUAAAGGGCACACAGAAGAUUAGUAGUCUUGGUAUCAACCUCAAAGGAGCUGCCUGCGUGAACAGUGGUCACUCUAAUUUGUGUUCCAAUGAAACAAAAAGAAACUUUCCAGCUUUUGCUAUUUCUUUUACUGCUGCACCUACCUUUUUCCUGAGUUUGCAUCUCAAGCUGCUUAUGGAACGGUGUGUGGCUCAUUUAAGUUUGCAACAUCAUGAUUCGAUAGAGCAUCAGGAAAAUUAUGGUAGAUUGACUGUAGAUGAUAUGUUGACGGAUGACUGUGCUAAUAGUCUUAGUACGUCAUCAAAGGCAUCUGAUAGAUGGAAUUCCUGUCCUCAGUCAGAUUUAGGGACUGGUAUCUCCGAUUGUGAGGAUGGAGAUGGGGUACAGUCCUCUCAGUAUAAAAGAAGUACUCCUGUUGCUCCGACUUGUGCAGGGUCUCAGGAUACAGACAAGGCCAGCAAUGAUGUCAAGAGGCGGAUUCGACCAGCGGGCAAGAACAUAUCGGGGAAAACAAUGCCUUUACCUAAGGUGGCUAGAUCUGAUAAAGAUUCAUUUUUGAAUGACCUUAGUGUUGAGAUUCCAUCAUUUCAGCCUUUGGAUGGGGAGUUGCACGGCCCUCAGCAGUCCAUGGAUGUAGGAUGGAAUGGAAAUGCUGGUGUCAUUCCCAGCCCUAACCCAACGGCACCACGCAGCACUUGGCAUCGAAAUAAGAAUAACUCAACAUCACUUGGAUUAGCCUCACAUGGAUGGUCAGAUGGAAAGAGUUCUUUUAUCAACAGUUUGGGAAAUAGGACCAAGAAACCCCGAACACAGGUGUCUUACUCAUUGCCUUUUGGAGGUUUUGAUUAUAGCUCAAAGAGCAGAAACUCUCACCCUAAAGCAAUUCCUUCCAAGCGAAUUAGAAGGGCAAGUGAAAAAAGGUCGGAUGUGGCUAGAGGAUCCAAAAGGAACUUAGAACUACUCUCAUGUGAUGCGAAUGUGUUAAUUACACUUGGUGAUAGAGGUUGGAGGGAAUGUGGAGCAAGGGUGGUAUUGGAGGUAUUUGAUCACAAUGAGUGGAAGCUUGCUGUGAAACUCUCAGGAAUUACUAAAUACUCUUACAAGGCUCAUCAAUUUUUGCAGCCUGGAUCUACAAAUCGAUACACACAUGCCAUGAUGUGGAAGGGAGGAAAGGAUUGGAUCCUGGAGUUUCCAGAUAGGAGCCAGUGGGCAAUCUUCAAGGAGUUGCAUGAGGAGUGUUACAAUCGAAACAUUAGAGCAGCCUCCGUUAAGAAUAUUCCAAUUCCUGGUGUUUGCUUGUUAGAAGAAAAUGAUGAAUAUGUAGCAGAAAUUGCAUAUAUGCGGAAUCCUUCUAAGUACUUCCGGCAGGUAGAAACAGAUGUUGAAAUGGCUUUGAAUCCAGCCCGCGUCUUGUAUGACAUGGAUAGUGAUGACGAGCAGUGGAUCAAGGAUAUUGGAACUUCUUCGGAAGUUGGAAGUAAUAGUGGCUUGGGGGAGGUUUCAAGUGAGGUGUUUGAGAAGACGGUGGAUGCAUUUGAGAAGGCUGCAUACUCUCAGCAACGUGUUGAGUUCACAGAUGAUGAGAUAGCUGAGGUGAUGAAUGAAACUUUGUUGUCAGGUUUGACGAAGGCCAUUUUUGAGUAUUGGCAGCAGAAAAGGAGGCGGAAGGGAAUGCCUUUAAUUCGACAUCUUCAGCCUCCUCUUUGGGAAACCUAUCAACAGCAAUUAAAAGAUUGGGAGUGUACAAUUAACAAAAGCAACACCAGUUUCUGCAAUGGAUAUCAUGAGAAGGCUGCAUCAGUUGAGAAACCACCAAUGUUUGCAUUCUGUUUGAAACCCCGAGGCUUGGAAGUCUUCAAUAAAGGCUCUAAGCAAAGGUCGCACCGGAAGUUUUCGGUGUCUGGUCAUAGCAAUUCCAUCGCUUAUGAUCAUGAAGGAUUGCAUGGUUUUGGUAGAAGAUUGAAUGGGUUUAGCCUUGGGGACGAUAAGAUGGCCUAUAUUGGCCAUAACUAUGAGUUUUUGGAAGAUUCUCCUUUGAUUCACACGUCGUCCAGUUUAUUUUCGCCACGACUUGAAGGCGGCAUUUUGAGUAAUGAUGGGUUGGAGAGGAAUUUUCUACCAAAACUUCACAAGAGCAAGUCCAGGAAGUAUGGGGCAUGGGCUUCUCCAUACGACUCGGGGAUGGCUUCCUUCAAUCAGAGAAUGAUUGGAAAGAGAGACGGGCUAAAUAGGUGGAACAAUGGUUAUUCUGAGUGGUCAAGCCCACGGCGUUAUCCAUUUGAUGGGUCUCAAAGGCAGAUCCUCGAACAAUUGGAAGGUUCCGAUGUUGACGAGUUCAGGCUCCGCGAUGCAUCUGGUGCUGCUCAACAUGCACGCAAUAUGGCUAAGCUCAAGAGAGAGAAGGCCAGGCGAUUGCUAUACAGAGCGGACCUUGCGAUUCACAAGGCAGUGGUUGCUAUCAUGACCGCUGAAGCAAUGAAAGCUGCUUCCGAGGAUGACUCCAAUGGUGAUGGAUAAAGAAGCGAAGAGAACGCGAAACCUGAUGACCACCACAACUUCCUCUGAUUGCUCGAGCUCACUGAAUUUUACGCCAAGAUGGCAAGCGGAUUAGGUUCGACGAUUUUGUUAGUGCUGGGUUUUGUUUACUUUUGUCAAUGGUACAGCCUCUUUUUUUUCGAUAAUGUGCAGAUUUAAUUGCAAACUUCUGACACGACAAACGCGAGCCGUACGGUGAUUGAGAAUUUGUUGCUACAGCUUCCCAGAUCCACAAGGAAGGUUUUUUAGGCCAGCAUGAUUGAGAGGAGUCCCCUCAUUUCAGUGCAAAACAUUGUACUGAAUGAAUCAAGUUUAGGUGGGGUUGUAUGGAAUUUUUUAGGGUUCCCCAUAUUUGUACAGUUUUUCCCCCAUCUUACCCUGUUAUUUUCUCACUUUGCCCCCUAAAAGCUCCCCUUUUCUCUCCUUAACCCCCUUCAGUUUCUAAAGUGUUCCAUCCAUCAAAUGAGCAUCUUUAGCUUAAAUAAUACAUCAUCUCUUCAAUGCCAUUGCAUAUUUCUCUGUAUAUACGAACUCUACUGUUUAUGCUAUAUUACUACUCUGAUGAUGCUUCUCAGAGAUUUAUUUUUCCACAAA
This is a messenger RNA of Cucumis melo (muskmelon), 5954 nucleotides long. RefSeq lists its product as uncharacterized. Lineage: Eukaryota; Viridiplantae; Streptophyta; Magnoliopsida; Cucurbitales; Cucurbitaceae. Gene Ontology annotation, biological process: regulation of transcription by RNA polymerase II. Gene Ontology annotation, cellular component: piccolo histone acetyltransferase complex. Bases 297 to 5342 code for a protein of 1681 amino acids. The transcript is spliced from 5 exons. The record is from RefSeq and is a predicted model, not a curated record.